Molecule: messenger RNA, 1005 nt
Organism: Populus nigra (black poplar)
Lineage: Eukaryota; Viridiplantae; Streptophyta; Magnoliopsida; Malpighiales; Salicaceae
Exons: 6
Coding region: 106-753 (215 amino acids)
Source: RefSeq, a predicted model, not a curated record
AAAACUUCAAAGUCUUUGUAAUCUUAUAAAUACACACGUCAUUAAGUACCAAAGCAGCACCUCCUCCAUCUUCACUGCAAAUCACUUGUUCUCUCAGAAUUAGAGAUGGCUUUUUCUAAAGCUCUUCCUUUUGUGGCUAUGCUUAUUGUGGUGCUACCUGUGGUUGCUAUGGCAGAUAUUGAUGGCAACAUGACUGCUUUCUAUGGGAGGCUGUGUCAAGAAGUGGAUUGUGGAAAGGGAACAUGCGUAGUAAACACAUCAUACCCAUUGAGCUACAUGUGCCAAUGUCAGACUGGAUGGAAGCAAACUCAAUAUGAUGAUGAUGAUGUUAAUGAUAAACAUAAGUUCCUCCCUUGCGUGAUUCCAAACUGUACUCUUAACUAUGGCAGCUGCCAGCCAGCCCCACCUCCAGCUCCACAAAAAGCAGCUCCCCAAAACAGCUCCUUCUUCGAUCCUUGCUAUUGGAUGUACUGUGGAGAGGGUACAUGCACAAACAACGGAACAUACAGACACAUGUGUUCAUGCAAUCCUGGUUUCUCUAAUCUUCUCAACAUCUCUUACUACCCUUGCUAUAGCCAAUGUACACUUGGAUCUGAUUGUGCCGAAAUUAUCAGAGUAGCAAAUUCAACAUCUGAUGGAACUGGAACCGGAAAUGGAACAACCCCUGGUGGAAAUCCUGCUAGCACCAUUUUGCCACUGAAGUUCCAAUGGAUUAUUAUAUUGGUCAUCAAUAUGCUUAUGGCUCUGAAGUAGGAUGGAAACUGAAGGAGGAAGAUCCAGGCUAGUCAGCAUUUUAGUUUCACCAAAUGAGACACUUGGUUAUACUCACUAAUAAAUUCCAUUUGGUGCAUCAUUUGUUUACUUAUACACCAGAUUCUUGUGUAGAAAUUCAGUUUGUAUGCGAAUAAAAGUCAGAACACAGACCUAGAUGGAGGAUGAGUGUUGUAUAUAGAACACUGUAGGAUCCAUAUGUUUUGAUAUAACUGUUUUGAUUAUUUAUUUAUA